GUUGUUUUCAAUCAUAUAGCAUUCGCUGCACAUACUCAUCAUUAUUUUUGUUGUGAAAAUUCAUCUCACUACUGUAGCAUUUCAUGCAACACAAGAUGGAAAUACUCAAAUCCGAUUUUCAGAUGACCUGACUGGCAGCAAAUAUCAAUUUGCUGGAGUGUAAUGAUAAAAAUUUUCGUUGUUUUUCCUUGUAAAUUUUUUGUGCUCAUGGUGGAUUUAAUGUGGGGAAGAGUUUUAUAUGAAAACUGAGAGAGAGGAACAACUUUCUGGUAUAUAACAAAUAUUGUAAAAGUAACCUAAAUCAGCUGAAUCAAAAUGGUGGACAAGGCGACACAACAGCUGGAAGACGCGAUAAAGAAGUUGGAGGAAGAUCUGGACCGCUCCUACCUGCGUCGACUGCACGGCGAGAUGUACAGCUGUGCGGCCAAGUGUUGCGCGCGCACAUCCGAUUCCGUUCAACAGGUGAAAGAGUGCGUGGACCUGUGCAGGCGGCCUGUCGACCAGGCCUGGGACGACGUCGAGAGCGAGAUCAGUGUAUUUCAGGUAAACCUGAGCAAUUGCCUGAUGGACUGUGGCCAAAGUGUUCGCAAAGCCUACUCAGGCUCCAAUGUGCCCACACCAGAAAAAAUGGCAAACUAUGACAAGGAAAUGCUUGACUGCGCAGGAAAUUGUCUGCAGCGCAUGCUCAAAGCGGUUCCCGACAUGCAGAGACGAAUGUCCAAGACCCUUGAGAAAGUGACUAUUACAAAAAAGUAAAAAAGAUAUUGUCUGGAAAGGGAUUAGAACAUAGGAGAAACAAGUUGACUGAGUAAAAAAGAGGAACAAAUUUGGUGAAGUGUAGUGUUAGAGAAUUUUAGAAACUUUACAUAAUGAUUGAAAUGAAUUGAAGUUGUAAAUUUAAGCCACUAUACUGGAAAAUUUGAGUCACAAAAUCAUGGCAAUCUCAAGGUAGGCUCGUUGGUAAGUAUCAUGUUUGUAGAUAUUCAUACAGUCAUACAUGUAUCCAAAUGAGAAAAAACUAUUAUUUGGUGUCUCAAAAAUUCUAGUAUAGUGCAAUAUUGACAACUUCAAUUCAUUUCUAAGAUGUAAAUUAAUUUGUGAAUGAGAAUGAUUUCAAUUCAUGUGAACUUACUUUCCAAAUUAUUGUUGAUGUUGUGAAUUGGUUUUGUUUUGGUGGUAAAUUGUCUCGAUGUAAUAAAAAUCCGCUGUCAUGUAAAUUUGUAUAUUAUUUUGGUAUUAUCUGAAGCCUGUUCUAAGGCUGAAAACGUGAAGGUAUUUUGUGAUAUAAAUACCUAGCUACAUUUGGAUUGUUGUAAAAAUUAGAAUUGGAACCGUUUUGGGC
This is a messenger RNA of Nilaparvata lugens (brown planthopper), 1342 nucleotides long. Its product is annotated as protein FAM136A. Lineage: Eukaryota; Metazoa; Arthropoda; Insecta; Hemiptera; Delphacidae. The record is from RefSeq and is a predicted model, not a curated record. Gene Ontology annotation, cellular component: cytoplasm. Bases 316 to 756 code for a protein of 146 amino acids. The transcript has 3 exons.